AUGCGGGACGUGGUAAGCCCGAAGUGCGCCUGCGGGAGGGGGCGGCCUUCGUUCGGGCUCGAUGGCGGCAGGGCUACUCACUGCAGGACGUGCAAGACCGAACAUAUGCGCACGUGCAAGACCGAACAUAUGCGGGACGUGGUACACCCGAAGUGCGCCUGCCGGAGGGGGCUGCCUACAUUCGGGCUCGAAGGCAGCAGGGCCACUCACUGCAGCACGUGCAAGACCGAACAUAUGCGGGACGUGGUACACCCGAAGUGCACCAACGGGUGCGGUACGUCGGUCAAAAAGCGGUACAGAGGAUACUGCAUAAGGUGCUUCGUGUACCUGUUUCCCGACGAACCAGUAGCCCGUAACUACAAGGUCAAGGAGCAGCACUUCGCUGAUUACAUCAAGGCGGCAGGCGUUCUUCCAGAGCAUGCGGGGGUCACCUUCGACAAGCGGCUCCAAGGGGGAUGUUCGGGAAAGCGGCCCGAUAUCUUCGUGGACGUGUACACUCAUACGGUGCACUGCGAAAACGACGAGGAUCAGCACCGUGACGCUACGUGCGAGAGCAAGCGCACGAUGGAGCUCUUCCAGGAUGCCGGCGACCGCCCCCAGGUCCAGCUGCGGUUCAAUCCGGACGGCUUUACGUCUACGGACGGGAUCAAGCACCGGGGCUGCUUCAAGUACAACAAGCUCGGAGUGCCGGUAAUACGGGACCUGGCCACGUGGGAGGGGCGCAUGGGUGCGUUCAUCGAGCGCCUGCGUUACCAUCUCACCAACGUGCCGGAUCGCGAAGUCACGGUGGAGCAUAUGUGUUACGACGGCUACGAGUGGACUAGCAACAUAGAAGGCAGGAGACUAGGCCAGAAGCGCAAGCGAGUGGAGAUCUAG
Molecule: messenger RNA, 876 nt
Organism: Klebsormidium nitens
Lineage: Eukaryota; Viridiplantae; Streptophyta; Klebsormidiophyceae; Klebsormidiales; Klebsormidiaceae
Source: the annotation of a GenBank genome assembly